GCUGUGCUUAUGUUACGCCGAGGUGAAAAGGGUUACAAACAUAUAGCCUUUUUCCAUCCAUAUUGUAAUGCUGGCGGAGGCGGUGAAAGAGUUUUAUGGUGUGCUAUUAGAGCCAUUCAAAGAAGAUAUCCAAAAGUGAAAUGUUAUAUUUAUACAGGAGAUACAGAUGCUACUCCUCAAGAAAUUCUUCAGAAAGCACAGCAAAGAUUUAAUAUUGUUUUGCCAAGACCGGUCGAAUUUAUUUUCCUUAAUUGUCGAACCCUUGUUGAAGCUAAACACUAUCCAGUUUUAACUUUACUUAUGCAGAGUUUAGGGUCUCUCUUGCUUGGUGGUGAAGCUUUGUCAAAAUUUCGUCCAGAUGUGUAUUUUGAUACUAUGGGGUAUGCAUUUACCUAUCCUCUGUUCCGAUAUAUUGGAGGAUGCACUGUUGGUUCAUAUACUCAUUAUCCAACUAUAAGCACAGAUAUGUUAGGCCGGGUUGCAAACAGGAUAGAAGCUCAUAAUAACAGAGGAGUGAUUGCCCAGAAUGUUGUUUUCAGUAUGUUGAAGCUUGGAUAUUAUCAUCUCUUCACUUUCCUGUACUCCAUAGUCGGGCGAUGUGCUCAUGUGGUCUUAGUAAACUCAACUUGGACACAUGGACAUAUUAACACAUUGUGGGGGCAUUCUUGUACUCACAUUGUAUACCCACCAUGUGAUACAGAAAAGUUCAAGAGUUUGCCUCUUAUUCCUGAUUCAGAAAAGUCUAUGAAGACUAUAAUUUCUGUGGGUCAGUUUCGUCCAGAGAAAGACCACUUGUUACAGUUGAAAUCCUUUCAGAGGCUCUGUGAAAUUUUACACCCAAGUUUGUAUGAAAAAGUGCAGUUAGUUUUGAUAGGUGGGUGUAGAAAUGAGCAAGACCAACAACGUGUAGAUAAUCUAAAGAAUAUAGCAAAUGAGCUUGGCAUUAGUGAUAAAAUUGUUUGGAAACUGAAUGCAUCUUUCACAGACCUUUUAGAUUCUGUACAGACUGGGACAAUAGGCCUUCACUCUAUGUGGAAUGAACAUUUUGGCAUAUGUGUAGUAGAGUGUAUGGCUGGUGGACUGAUUAUGGUUGCACAUGAUUCUGGUGGACCAAGGAUGGACAUAGUCAUAGAUUAUGAAGGCCAGCUGACAGGGUAUAGAGCAACAGAUAUAGAAAGUUAUGCCCAGGCAAUGAAAAGGAUAUUGGAAAGUUCUGAUGAGGAAAGAAACCUCACAAGAAGAGCAGCUAGAGCCUCAGUUGAUAGAUUCAGUGACACAGAAUUUGAGCUAUCUUUCUUGACUACCAGUGAACAGUUAUUUUUAGAUAACGAAGUGCCUUAGUUUUAAUGAUUUAACAUUUGAUAUUGAUCGUCAGUGACUUUUGUAAGCCAGUUUAGAAGUGGAAUGUUUAUAUCAAUAUUUGUUCCUGUGGAAAUGUAAAUCAUUGCCUUUUAUGUAGGAAUAUUCCUCAGUGUGAGCUGGAAUUGGUGGUUGAAACUUGGCAAUAAGGUACGUAAUUGAUUGGUGGGAGGUGGUUGAGUGUGGAGAAACCCCCAUUUGCAUGCUGUCACAGAGCAAUUUUUCUUUUGCUACUGUCAAACAAGGAUGUCUAGCUGCAGUCCUGCUACCUGACAUUGUUUUUCAAGACUAGUUUUGACCUAGAGUGGUUUUAUGCUACAGAACUCCUGUUCUGAGAACUUCCAUACUCUUUCCAAAGGGUAAGGUAGAGAUGGUGGUGGAGGAGUUAUCUACAAUCAAGACUUAUCCACAAUGCAUUCUCCUUUAGAGUGGGAAGUAUCUUUCCUCCUGUGCUGCCUAAUUUAGAUGCCAUGCAAAGCCCUGGGGAAGCCUUAGACCAACUUUUCACACACGACUAUCUUCUGCUAGUCUUAUUCUCAGAAAACCAGACUGGCCUUUCUUAUCACAUUCUGCACUUGAAGUCUUUUCUCUCAUUCCUUCCUGAAUUUGUGGCAAAAACCCAGUACCCGUUGGUCCCUGACAUGGGAUAUGGGAGCUUUCAGUUCCUUCUCUCCAGUUCUUGUUGGUGGUGCUUUUAUGCCCAGUGCAAAUUGUGAGGCGUUACUUAAGAAGGGAACAACCUCUUUCCCAGACUUUUGGUGAUUCUUAUUUAUUAUCUGCAAGCACAAUGAGAAGGUGUCUUGAAUUACCCUUUCAUUUAGGCUUCAUGCUAUAAUCAAAUGAGUACCUCUUGUUUGGCAAAGUGGAUAGUCAUACAGUUGAGUGAGAGUGCAAGAAGUUGGGGCAGGACCAUGCAUUGCAUUUUGAAACGACUAUUUAGUAGCAUAGGUAAUGAAGACAGGAGUUUGGAGAUGUCAGACCUCAGUAACACAGGUACUGAGGGCAGGUGUCUGAGGAAAUUAGACCACUUUUACCUUGUUCUAAACUUGGUUCUUUAAAAUUUUCUUAUAUAAGGUUUCCAGACACUUCAAUGCCAGGCUCCUGUACCAUUUCCCUGACAUCCCUAUGUCAGACUGAAUAAGAAAUUAAUGGAGUCGCCGUUUCCCUGCUCUCUAUCAUGACUGGGAAGUGUAACAUUUAUGUGUGGUGUGUGGAUAUUGAAAUUGGAAGUCAUUUGAGAGAUGACUCCCCACCUAAGGAGCGGGCCUCCUCCCUACAUACAAGGCACCGGUCUGUAUUCCUGUGGGAUCAGAUCAUAAAUAUAAAAGUAACACAUAUUCUUCUUACUUAUACACCAGAUCCUUUUACCCACCUCAACCACGCCACUUAGUCCCUGAUGCUGCAAGAAGAAUUGCUCAGGAAAUGGCAGGCAAUUUGGAGGUUUCCUCCCACUCACCCACCCAUAACCAAUUAAGUACCUCAUUACCAAAUUUCAAUGACUGGUUCCAGUCAGUGCUGAGGAAUACUCCUGCAUAAAAGAUUGAUUUGCAUACUUGGAAAAAUACAAAGUACAGUAGUACAUUAAAAAUUUGUGAUUUCCAUUGUUUUUAUCAUUUAAUUUACAUUUUUUAAAAAAUUAUGUAAUCGUACGUACAGUUGCCUCAAGUAUUCCUUUACCCCCUGCCCUUCUGUUUCAUGAAAAUGGUAUGGUAACACUGAAUUCUGCAAAUGAAAGCCUAUUUGUUGUGUAAUGACGGACGUGAAUGGUCGAGCUAUUGGUAUGUCAAUGCUCAUAUUUUUUUAAAUACUUCUGUUGGCAGUAUGUUAAUGGUAUACGAAUAAUAGUUCACAUACAAAUGAAAUGAGUUAUCGUUAAAUAGAAAAAUAGUAUAGCAAGGUAAUAAAAAUAGAAAUGGUAAAAAUCAUGUUCAGUUUUGAUUAAUCAUACAUCGUCAACCUUAGUUACACUCAGGUGUGGCUACUACAGGCGUUUGCUGAAAUCCAACUUCGUUCAAGUAGAUAUUUGGUGUCAAUUUCAGAACAUAAUUAUUUGAAUGGAAAAACACUUUCGAUUUACAUAAUCCAUCAGUUUAUAAAGUGAUGAGAUUAUAAAACCACAAAUAUCAAGAACUAUAAAUAUAAUUUCAUAAAGGCAAUUAAAAUAGCCAUUGACAGGUUAUGAGACGGAAGGCUUGGGGAGAAAUUACUAGUAGACAAUCAGAUGUAUAAAGGAACAAAUAUAUCCAGUGUAUCACUCCUAUUUUUUUUUAUUCGAGCCGUGUCUCGGCAGAGUAGCCUAGAUGUAAAUUUCUCGAGUCAUCCGAGUAACAACACAACCACCCUGAUGGUCUUUAUAUCAGUGGUAGAUAUGGUUACACACUGGUAAAUUCAGUACUUUGGUAUGAUGAGAGAGAGACUGAACUAUGGUUGGGUUUAUUUUCUGUCAAUUUUGUUGGUAUUAUUAGAACAAUACUAUAUAGACCUUUUAUAAUACCUUGGGAAUGACAACAAGGAUUCGAUAAAAGUUGUAUAGCUUAUAAAAGAGAGGCGCGGAGCUAGUAAGUGAUGUCGACCAUUGUUAGUCCAUUAAGUGUUUCUCUUUAGUAUCGGUCUAGUGGCUGGAGUUGACAAUGGAUCGUAAUCAACAAAGAAUCGGCAACAGGAGCAGAAUUGUGGGCAUGAGAGACUGGCAUGUCUUACAAAGGUAUUGCAAGGGAAUUGGGGAUAUCAUUGCCAACAGUUCGACUUUGGUGUCGAAAAUGUAAGGAGUCUGGAAACCUCAACGACAGUCCAAGAGCUGGAGGACCAAGAAAAAUAACCCCUGAAGAGAAAAAGGUGCUUUUCGUGCAGAAUCAGAAUUGGAAAAAAUAUGCAAUUAAAAAAAGGCACUUUUCCUGCAGAAUCUUAAUUGAAAAAAAUACGCAAUUAAAAAAAAGUGCUUUUCCUGCAGAAUCUUAAUUGAAAAAAUAUGCAAUUCAAAAAAGGUGCUUUCCCUACAAAAUCUUAAUUGAAAAAAAUAUGCAAUUAGAAAAAGGCUUUUACUGCCAAAUUAGAAUUAAAUAAAGGUACUUUCCCUACAGAAUCUUAACUGAAAAAAUAUGCAAUUAGGAGAAGGUUUUUACUGCAAAAUCAGAAUUUUAAUAAAAGGUGCUUUCCCUGCAGAAUCUUAAUAUAAAAAAAUACAUAGUAAAAACAAGGUGCUCUUGCUUCAAAAUCGGAAAAGGGUACUUUCCAUGCAGAAUCUUAAUUGAAAAAGAUAC
Macrobrachium nipponense is the source of this 4619-nucleotide messenger RNA. RefSeq names its product GDP-Man:Man(3)GlcNAc(2)-PP-Dol alpha-1,2-mannosyltransferase-like (gene Alg11). Gene Ontology annotation, molecular function: GDP-Man:Man(3)GlcNAc(2)-PP-Dol alpha-1,2-mannosyltransferase activity. The record is from RefSeq and is a predicted model, not a curated record. Gene Ontology annotation, cellular component: endoplasmic reticulum membrane. Gene Ontology annotation, biological process: protein N-linked glycosylation. NCBI's taxonomy places the organism in Eukaryota, Metazoa, Arthropoda, Malacostraca, Decapoda, Palaemonidae.